Molecule: messenger RNA, 1686 nt
Organism: Podospora pseudocomata
Lineage: Eukaryota; Fungi; Ascomycota; Sordariomycetes; Sordariales; Podosporaceae
Gene: ubc15
Product: Ubiquitin-conjugating enzyme E2 15
Exons: 3
Coding region: 1-534 (177 amino acids)
Biological process (GO): ubiquitin-dependent protein catabolic process; protein polyubiquitination
Molecular function (GO): ubiquitin conjugating enzyme activity
Source: RefSeq, a predicted model, not a curated record
AUGUCCAGCGUCUCUUCAGUAGCGGCCGCUUCCCUCCUCAAGCGACAGCUCAAACAAAUGCAAACCGACAAAGACAUUCCAGGCAUCUCAUGCGGCCUCGUCUCGGACAAUAAUAUCUUCGAGUGGGAAGUCAUGCUGAUGAUCAGCGACGAGUGUAAAUACUACGGCGGAGGCAACUUCCGCGCCAUCCUCACCUUCCCCCCAACCUAUCCCUUGAUGCCCCCCAAGCUCGUCUUCCAGUCACCCAUCCCGUUCCACCCAAACAUCUAUCCCGACGGGAGAUUGUGUAUUUCGAUCUUGCACCCCCCAGAAGAGGACAUUUCGGGGUAUGAAAAGGCUAGCGAGAGGUGGAGUCCGGUGCAGAGCCCCGAGUCGAUAUUGCUCAGUGUGAUUAGCUUGUUUGAGGAUCCGAAUGACGAGAGUCCGGCGAAUUUGGACGCGGCGGUGUUGUUGAGGGAGGAGAGGGAGGGGAAGAGUAGGGAGUUUAGGAAAAGGGUCAGGCAGUGUGUUAGGGAGAGUUUAGGAGAGGAUUAAGUUGGGAUGUUGAUCUUCUUGCGAAAUAGCUGGCGUUAAUGGCAGCCAGACAGCACAAAGCGAGAAAACCGGUUCAAUCAAGCCAUUCAUAUACUCUUCCUCUCCUGCUCCUGGAAUUUCAAGAACUUUUCUCGACGAAACCCAUCAACCUCCCCACUGUCCCAUCCCACUCCUCAUCCCACCUCCUCCUCCCCUCCUCCACGGCCCCCUUCUUCAAGUGUUUCAACUCGUUCUCCCCCUCCGGCUUCAACAACUCCCCCAACACCCCCGCCAGCUCCUCCCCAGUCUCAAACCCCCUCCCAUUCACCCCCUCCUUGACCAGCUCCCCAAAACUCUCAUACCCCCCAUACGCCACCACCGGCAGCCCAGCCCCAAACAUGUCCACCACCUUCAUCGGCAAAUCCACCCCCGAAGAGCUCAUAUGCAGACAAACCCCCAGAUCAGCACAUGCCAGCAACCUGGCGUAGUCCUCAAAGGGUAGAAACAAAGUGGCAAUCCUCACGUUAGGUAGCUUCCCUUCCUUGACCAGAGCAUCAAUCUUGUCGUCAUAAUACUCUUUUUGCGGUCCCUUCCCGGUGAUGAGCGCCAGGAUUGGGACCGCGUCAGGUCUGGCUGCGUACAUGGUGAGGGCGGAGAGAAGAAGAGAAAAAUCCUCGUCUGGUGUCCAUGACGUGCUCGAGACAAGAAGCUUCAUCUUGCCCGAGACCAGGGCGCGGUAGUAUUCCCUUCCGGAGAGGAAUAAAAUCUUGUCUAGGGCUUCGUUGCGAGCGUGGGGGGAGAGGAUAGGUUGGAAGAUUGCCGCGGGCCGGUCGUGGACGGGGAUCAUGGGUUUGUGAGGGGGAAUGCUGUAGGGGGCGGCGCGGAGUUGGCGGGCCAUGGCGUUUGUCACCGUCAGGUGGUGAGAGCCUAAGCGACCGAGGUAGGUUUCGUAGAUUUUGGAGAGGGAGACAAAGGGGUGGGAGGGUCCUUUGGUGGAGGAGAGGAUUGUCCAGCCGUAGUUGUGCCAGUCGAUUAUCAGGUUGGAGUUGCGGAGGUAGGAGGUGAGGCUGGCGAUGGCGAGGGUGGGGAUGGAGGGGGGGUUUUGGACCAAAAGCCAGGCGGAGGGGGGGAGGAGGGAGAUGAGGGUGAUGUUGGGAUUGGUGAGGAUGUCGG